This is a messenger RNA of Crotalus tigris (Tiger rattlesnake), 2240 nucleotides long. Its product is annotated as ras-related and estrogen-regulated growth inhibitor-like. NCBI's taxonomy places the organism in Eukaryota, Metazoa, Chordata, Lepidosauria, Squamata, Viperidae. The transcript has 2 exons. Gene Ontology annotation, molecular function: GTPase activity; GTP binding. Bases 1 to 537 code for a protein of 178 amino acids. The record is from RefSeq and is a predicted model, not a curated record.
AUGGUACAUUUUGAUAAUUUGAAUAUAAUAGGAGGAGAGCUGGAUAAGAUGGAGGAAGACUCUCUCCAAAUUGAAGAAAAGAUAAAGUGGGGAGAUGGAUUUGCAGUAGUUUAUUCUGUCACUGACAGGUGUAGCUUUGAUGAGGUGAUGAGGCUGUGCUUUCUCAUCAACCAUAUCCAUUCUAGCCCAAAGCGGAACAGUGCUAGUGGAGAACCGCCGGUUGUGAUUGUUGGAAACAAGAAGGACCUACAAUUUGACCGAAUGGUAACCUUUGAGGAUGGAGAAAAUCUCUCCAAGGCUCUGAAGCAUCCUUUCUAUGAGAUCUCUACCAGGGACAGUUAUGAAGAGACUGUGAUGGUCUUCAACACCCUAUAUGGUGAGCUGAUGAAGCAAGGGCACUUUUCCCCAGGGUCCUUCAAGAGGCGAGCAUCAUCUAAAUUAAUGGAAAAGAUUCCUAAAAUUCAUGCCAAUUCAAGUUUAACUUCAGCAGGCAGGAGUCUCAGCUUCAAUUCAUUCAGGGACUACAUCCCAGAGUGAACAUUUGUCUAAGCUGUUGUACAGUGAUGUUCAAAGUACACAGAGCCAGUUCGAGAUAACAAGGGAGAGGUUGCAGAAUUCGUAGCACAAAGGGCAAGAGGCCUGCACGUUGUUAGGAAAGCUUUUUUUUUAAAAAAAAAAAUUCCAUCAAAAUUGGAGUAUCUGAGUUUGAUCCUUAGCUGAUAGCACAAGGCUAUGUGAUGCAACAGAAUAACUUACUGGAUGAUACCAAUGGACAAUCUGUACCUGAAUUUUUAUUUCCAAAACAUAUUUCUGAAAAUCCAACCCAAAAUUAAUGAUUCUUCCCCCCCCGUUAUUGUCUCCUAACAAUUAAUAUUCACAGUCAAUAAUAGUAGCCUACAAUCUCUGGCCCAAGGGGUUCCAUUUAGCCAAUGUUUCCAGUAUAUUUCACUUGGCCUAUUCCACAUAUCCUCCCCUAUGAAUUUGUUUCUUCCAUUUUAAACUAAUUGAAGCCAGUAGCCAUCUUAAUGGCAGAAAAUUCUAAAAGUAAGUGAGUUGUGGCGUGUUCUCAUGUAGAGUCUUUUGAAUUUGGAUUUAAGAGCACUGUGAAGCACCAUUGGGUUGGGCCCUUUUUAUUUUCCCUUCAACAAGAAAAGCAGUCAACUAAAUGUCUUUGCAAAUGGGAAUUCAGGUGCUGAAUUCAACAAUCGCUGAGCCGUGUUAAAUGUUGAUCUAUCUUUUAUGUGGUUUACAACAGGGGUUGAAAAGGUCUUAGAUAUACUGUUAUCUCUCUGGUUCUUACUAUUGAUCUGUUUUUUCCAACAAGAAUAUUAUAUGUGCAUCUUUUACAGACUGAUUAAGACCAUUGUUAUUAUUUGUUUUGGAUGGAUGCAGUAAAAACCACCCUUAAUUUAGUCAAAUAUACUUAGGCCACUGAAAAUGCUGGCUUGAUCUAUAGGCCUGAGUAAAAAGGGUGCUUUAUUUGCAUAAGAAGGUAUAGUGAGAUCAGUCUUUGUGGCCAGAGGGAAGAGGUGAAUUCAGAGAACGGGGCAAGUUUACAGGAUCCUACAACUUAGUAUUUAAAUGCUUAUUAAGUCUACUGCCAGGAAAUUCCAGGUACUCUUUACCAGAGUAAUUUGAAUUCAGAUAAUUUAGGUGCUGUGGAUAACAGGAGCCAAGAAUGUGUUCAUCUGCCUCCCCACUUUUCAGAUUGUGCUUGAAAAUGUGAAAAUAUGAAGCUGCCUCAUGGGAAGGUCCUUCUAGCCUAUGAGUUUCUAGUUGGACAGAUGGGAACUCUUUAACAUCUCAGGUUCACUGUUCCUUGAGAAGCUUUGGCAAAUAACAUGUUCCUUAUUUAAAGAAAAAUAACUGGAGAAAUGCUUGAAGCAUAUAUAAUUUGCCACAGAUCUACUGUCCCUCUUCAAGCUAUUUUUUUCCCCUCUGGGAGCUUCAUCUACUAGGCCGAUGCAUUGCUCAGACUCCCAGGCACCUGCUGUUUUGGAGGGCGAGAUGACAGAUUAGUUGAUUCAGUUUGUUCCCUAAGGCUCCUACGUGGCUUCUCUGCAUUGGAAAACAGCCGCCUGCUCACUACCUACUACUCACUUCUUUACAGUGGUUGGUGUGGCUUCUUUGCCAUGCAGCACACAGAAACAAAAAGAUCUGUGUCUUAAACAUGCAGAUAUUUUACAUACACACUAAGGGAUGCUCUGUAUUUCUAAAAAUAAUAAAUAUGUCUGUACUAA